AUGACGAAUAAUACUGGUGCAGUUGAUAUUAAAUUAUCAACUUUAGAUGAAAAUUAUGAUGAAAGUGACAGUAAUGAUAGUGAAUUGGAUGAAGAACAACAACCGGCACCAACUGUUAAAGAACAAAUCGAUCCGAGUCAACUUCAAUGGCUUCCAUGGAUGUGGUAUUAUACAAAACGUUCAGCAAAAAAGAGUUAUGAAGUAUGUGAUGCAGCAGGAGAAAAAUUAGCUUGGUUUUUUGGUAUAACAAAACCGAAAUAUUAUGCUGAAAUUCAAGAAUAUGAACGUAUGGAUGAAGAGGAACGAGAAGCAUGGCGACAAGCAUUUCAAGAUGUUGAACAAACCAAUCAUGUUCUUGAAUCAAUCAGAUAA
This is a messenger RNA of Rotaria sp. Silwood2, 372 nucleotides long. The record is from the annotation of a GenBank genome assembly. NCBI's taxonomy places the organism in Eukaryota, Metazoa, Rotifera, Eurotatoria, Philodinida, Philodinidae.